Messenger RNA from Nyctereutes procyonoides (raccoon dog), 5210 nucleotides. RefSeq names its product adhesion G protein-coupled receptor B3 (gene ADGRB3). The coding region runs from base 112 to 4605 and encodes 1497 amino acids. The transcript has 31 exons. Gene Ontology annotation, cellular component: synaptic cleft; plasma membrane; postsynapse. NCBI's taxonomy places the organism in Eukaryota, Metazoa, Chordata, Mammalia, Carnivora, Canidae. The record is from RefSeq and is a predicted model, not a curated record. Gene Ontology annotation, biological process: neuron remodeling; adenylate cyclase-activating G protein-coupled receptor signaling pathway; negative regulation of angiogenesis. Gene Ontology annotation, molecular function: G protein-coupled receptor activity.
CUAAACAAAAAAGCAGUGUCAUUUAUUCUAAGAGAUAACUUCUUAAAGGUUAAAGCUGAAAAAAUUCAAGUUAUUUUUGGAUAACAACUUACAGAGGCCAAAUGACAUAGGAUGAAGGCUGUUCGUAACCUGCUGAUUUAUAUAUUUUCCACCUAUCUCCUGGUUAUGUUUGGAUUUAAUGCUGCCCAAGACUUCUGGUGUUCAACUUUGGUGAAGGGAGUCAUUUAUGGAUCGUAUUCUGUAAGUGAAAUGUUUCCCAAAAACUUUACAAACUGCACUUGGACGCUGGAAAAUCCAGAUCCAACCAAAUAUAGCAUUUACCUGAAAUUUUCCAAAAAGGACCUUAGCUGCUCUAACUUUUCCCUCUUGGCUUAUCAGUUUGAUCAUUUUUCCCAUGAAAAAAUAAAGGAUCUUUUAAGAAAGAAUCAUUCUAUAAUGCAACUCUGCGAUUCCAAGAAUGCUUUCGUUUUUCUACAAUAUGAUAAAAAUUUUAUUCAAAUACGUCGGGUGUUUCCAACUGAUUUCCCAGGAUUACAGAAAAAAGGGGAAGAAGAUCAGAAAUCUUUUUUUGAGUUUUUGGUAUUGAACAAGGUGAGCCCAAGCCAGUUUGGUUGCCAUGUAUUAUGCACUUGGUUGGAGAGCUGCUUAAAAUCAGAAAAUGGGAGAACAGAAUCAUGUGGGAUCAUGUAUACAAAAUGCACCUGCCCUCAGCAUUUGGGAGAGUGGGGGAUCGACGACCAGUCGCUGGUUUUGUUAAAUAACGUGGUGUUACCCCUGAAUGAGCAGACCGAGGGCUGUCUGACCCAGGAGCUGCAAACCACCCAGGUCUGCAAUCUUACCAGGGAGGCCAAGCGACCGCCCAAAGAAGAAUUUGGAAUGAUGGGAGAUCAUACAAUUAAAAGUCAGCGACCUCGAUCUGUUCAUGAAAAAAGGGUCCCUCAGGAGCAAGCUGAUGCUGCUAAAUUUAUGGCACAAACUGGUGAAUCUGGUGUGGAAGAGUGGUCCCAGUGGAGCACAUGCUCAGUUACUUGUGGUCAAGGGUCGCAGGUGCGAACCAGAACUUGUGUAUCACCUUACGGGACACACUGCAGCGGCCCAUUAAGAGAAUCAAGGGUUUGCAAUAACACUGCCCUCUGUCCAGUACAUGGAGUAUGGGAGGAGUGGUCACCAUGGAGUUUAUGUUCAUUUACAUGUGGUCGAGGCCAAAGAACAAGAACAAGGUCGUGCACACCUCCUCAGUAUGGAGGAAGGCCAUGUGAAGGACCUGAAACACAUCAUAAGCCUUGUAAUAUUGCUCUGUGCCCAGGUGAGCAUAUUCUAUAUAGAUGGAAACUAUCGAAAUGCAGAGGGCCAUGGGCAGAAAGCAGAGAGUGCUAUAACCCUGAGUGUACAGCAAAUGGUCAGUGGAAUCAGUGGGGUCAUUGGAGCGGAUGUUCCAAAUCCUGUGAUGGCGGCUGGGAAAGGCGAAUGAGGACUUGUCAAGGUGCUGCAGUAACAGGGCAGCAAUGUGAAGGCACAGGUGAAGAAGUGAGAAGAUGCAGUGAGCAACGUUGUCCUGCACCUUAUGAAAUAUGCCCAGAGGAUUAUCUGAUGUCGAUGGUGUGGAAAAGGACCCCAGCAGGUGACUUGGCAUUCAAUCAGUGCCCGCUGAAUGCCACAGGCACCACUAGCAGACGCUGCUCUCUCAGCCUUCAUGGAGUGGCCUUCUGGGAACAGCCGAGCUUUGCAAGAUGCAUAUCAAAUGAGUACAGACACUUGCAGCAUUCAAUCAAAGAACACCUUGCUAAGGGGCAACGAGUAUUGGCAGGUGAUGGAAUGUCCCAGGUGACCAAGACACUGUUGGAUUUAACUCAGAGGAAAAAUUUCUAUGCAGGUGAUCUUCUGAUGUCUGUGGAAAUUCUCAGAAAUGUAACAGACACAUUUAAAAGGGCAAAUUACACCCCUGCGUCUGAUGGUGUCCAGAACUUCUUUCAAAUAGUUAGCAACCUUCUAGAUGAAGAAAACAAGGAAAAAUGGGAGGAUGCACAGCAGAUUUAUCCUGGCUCAAUAGAGUUAAUGCAGGUGAUUGAAGAUUUUAUACACAUUGUUGGAAUAGGGAUGAUGGACUUUCAGAAUUCAUACUUAAUGACUGGAAAUGUAGUGGCUAGCAUUCAGAAGCUUCCUGCAGCCUCUGUUCUAACAGACAUCAACUUCCCAAUGAAAGGACGAAAGGGAAUGGUUGACUGGGCAAGAAACUCAGAAGACAGAGUAGUCAUUCCAAAAAGCAUUUUUACUCCUGUGUCAUCAUCAAAAGAAUUAGAUGAAUCAUUGGUAUUUGUUCUUGGAGCAGUCCUGUACAAAAACUUAGAUCUAAUUUUGCCCACUUUGAGAAAUUACACUGUCGUUAAUUCCAAAAUCAUCGUGGUCACAAUAAGGCCUGAACCCAAAACAUCUGAUUCGUUCCUGGAGAUAGAACUAGCUCAUUUGGCUAAUGGUACUUUGAAUCCCUAUUGUGUGUUAUGGGAUGACUCAAAAACGAACGAGUCUUUGGGAACGUGGUCCACCCAGGGAUGUAAAACUGUGCUUACCGAUGCAUCCCAUACGAAAUGCUUAUGUGAUCGUCUCUCUACCUUCGCCAUUUUGGCUCAGCAACCUAGAGAAAUAAUCAUGGAAUCCUCUGGUACACCUUCAGUUACCCUAAUAGUAGGCAGUGGCCUUUCUUGCUUGGCCUUGAUCACCCUCGCAGUUGUCUAUGCAGCAUUAUGGAGGUACAUACGCUCUGAAAGAUCUAUAAUUCUAAUUAACUUCUGCCUGUCUAUCAUCUCAUCCAACAUCCUCAUACUGGUUGGACAGACUCAGACACAUAAUAAGAGCAUCUGUACAACCACAACUGCAUUUUUGCACUUUUUCUUCCUGGCUUCAUUCUGUUGGGUUUUGACUGAGGCGUGGCAAUCAUAUAUGGCUGUAACUGGAAAAAUUAGGACACGGCUUAUAAGGAAACGUUUUUUGUGCCUUGGAUGGGGUUUACCAGCAUUAGUAGUGGCCACAUCAGUAGGCUUCACAAGGACGAAAGGAUAUGGCACUGAUCACUACUGCUGGCUCUCUCUUGAAGGAGGACUACUCUACGCUUUUGUUGGACCUGCAGCCGCUGUUGUCCUGGUCAACAUGGUGAUUGGCAUUUUGGUAUUUAAUAAACUUGUUUCCAGAGAUGGGAUCCUAGAUAAAAAGCUCAAACACAGAGCCGGUCAGAUGAGUGAGCCUCAUAGCGGUUUGACGCUCAAAUGUGCCAAGUGUGGAGUAGUUUCAACAACAGCUUUGUCAGCCACCACCGCCAGUAACGCCAUGGCGUCUCUCUGGAGUUCCUGUGUGGUGUUGCCCCUUCUGGCUCUGACGUGGAUGUCUGCAGUUCUGGCCAUGACAGACAAACGCUCCAUAUUGUUUCAAAUACUUUUUGCUGUGUUUGAUUCAUUGCAAGGCUUUGUGAUAGUCAUGGUCCACUGCAUUCUUCGGCGAGAGGUUCAGGAUGCAUUUAGAUGCCGAUUGAGAAACUGUCAGGAUCCCAUCAAUGCUGAUUCUUCAAGUUCUUUUCCUAAUGGGCACGCUCAAAUAAUGACAGACUUUGAAAAGGAUGUAGACAUUGCCUGUCGAUCAGUUCUUCAUAAGGAUAUUGGUCCUUGCCGAGCAGCAACAAUAACAGGAACACUCUCUAGGAUUUCUCUAAAUGAUGAUGAAGAAGAAAAGGGAACAAAUCCUGAAGGGCUUAGCUAUUCCACACUGCCUGGAAACGUCAUUUCCAAAGUCAUUAUCCAGCAACCCACGGGUAUGCAUAUGCCCAUGAGUAUGAAUGAGCUGGGCAAUCAGUGUUUGAAAAAAGAAAACAGUGAAUUGCGAAGAACUGUGUACUUAUGUACCGAUGACAAUUUGAGAGGAGCUGAUAUGGACAUAGUCCAUCCUCAAGAAAGAAUGAUGGAAAGUGACUAUAUCGUGAUGCCCAGAAGUUCUGUAAAUACCCAGCCAUCAAUGAAAGAGGAAAGCAAAAUGAAUAUUGGUAUGGAAACCUUGCCACAUGAAAGGCUAUUGCACUACAAAGUGAAUCCGGAAUUCAACAUGAAUCCACCUGUCAUGGACCAGUUCAAUAUGAACUUAGAUCAACACCUUGCACCCCAGGAACAUAUGCAGAAUUUGCCCUUUGAGCCUCGCACAGCUGUGAAGAAUUUCAUGGCCUCUGAGUUGGAUGAUAAUGCAGGACUAUCAAGAAGUGAAACUGGGUCAACGAUAUCAAUGAGUUCAUUAGAGAGAAGAAAAUCACGAUAUUCAGACCUUGACUUUGAGAAGGUCAUGCAUACAAGGAAGAGGCAUAUGGAACUGUUUCAGGAGCUGAAUCAGAAGUUUCAAACUUUGGACAGAUUUCGGGAUAUACCAAAUACAAGUAGUAUGGAAAACCCAGCACCAAACAAGAAUCCAUGGGACACUUUCAAAAACCCCAGUGAAUACCAACAUUAUACCACAAUCAAUGUCUUAGAUACAGAGGCAAAGGAUGCUUUGGAACUGAGGCCAGCAGAGUGGGAGAAGUGUCUGAAUUUGCCUCUGGAUGUGCAAGAGGGUGACUUUCAAACAGAAGUUUAACAAAAUCAAAAUGGACUGAGGUGGAUAUGAAACAAUUUAUUGCACUGACACUUAAGACUUGGGAAGCCUGACAUUUCUAUCUGGACAGUGUGACUAUCCUAUGUCAGGACCUUCAUGUGCCAAAUGUCAGUGAUGUUUGCAUAUGGUAACUUCUCACUAGUAAGGCUAGUGGAGAGAGGACCAGGUGUACAGUUCUGACCAUCCUGUGUUGUAAGUACCCGUGGAAUGGAUUUGUAAGGUAAUCUUUAUAGAUAAACCUCAAGCAACGAUUCAUGCUGUAACCGCUUCAUAUGGUUUAGUUUUCAAAAAACUUCACCAUGAAGCACAAUGUAUAUAUUUAUGCAGUUUUUAAAGUUUAUAACAGUCUGUUUGGCCAUUACUACACUUUUUACUUUAUAAUAUAAAAGCAAAGUUUUUGUCAUUAAAUGAAUGUUUGUUGAGCUACAUUCUUCAUUGCUUUAAAUGCAAUAAAGUAAUAAUCUCACUUUUAUAUGAAUAAUAUAUUUCACAUCUUUAUUAUUGCAGUUUUCUCUAGAAAGCUCUGAGUAGCUUUCUCUGCUGCAACUGUGUAUAAAAUAUUUAAAAUGUUGUAUGGUGUAAAUAAA